UCUUCACUAUUAUUCUACAAUGUAGAACAUUUUUUAAAUAAAGAAAAACCCUUGAAUGAGUAGGUAUGUCCAAACUUUUGCUUGGUACUUAGAUUUCAACAAACAUUAAUGACAUCAUACUUGCUCAAACUCAAACUGUUCCUACAGUUUCCAUGCCCAUCUUUGUUUGUUCUCAACAUACUUUCUUAUUUGUCAUAAUUUUGGUAUUUCUAGGGCUUGUAAUACUUUAUGCCAUAUGGCUUCAAAUUGUUGUAUUUUAUUUCUAUCAUUAGGCCACAUUUUUUAAACAUUUUAAUAAUAAUGCAUUUGAUUAAUCUAUUGAUGGAAGAUCAUUUGAUUUCCAGUUAAGUAUUUUUUCCCCCUCAAAAUUAUUGACGAGAAAAUAAUGAUCCAACCCAUCGGAUAUCUCACUUCACCCUCAUAUACCAUGUCUUGAAAUAUGUUAGAUAGAUGGAUUAAAAUUAAACUUACAUUGUAAAACGUCUGAUAGCCAACUUUCUAACUCCUCCCAUAUCUUUUGUACUUCAUAGCACUCCCAGAAGGUAUAAAUUAUUGAGUAAUUGUUUGUUUUACAUUUAAGACAUGACUCUACCAUUGUGCUGUAGAAUUUGUGUAUUUUGUCUCUUGUAUACCACGUUCUAUGCAUUAGUUUAAACUUGAUUAAGCGUAGAUUUUUGGAAUCUGUCAUUUUGUUAUUUAUGUUCCAACACUUCCAUCUUAUGCCAAUAUCAGUUAUUUGUAUGUCUUGGUUCCAAUAUUUUAUAUAUUUUUUCAAAGGGAUUGUCAGUUGGAUAGGCUCUCUGCAAGGUUUUGAAGGCUAUAUCUUACCUAUCAUAUGAGUAUCCUUUUCUGACUCAAAUAGGAUAUCCUCAACAUUGCUUUGAUGUCCAAAAUAAUUCAGAUCGAAAGUACGUCAUAUAAAACUGUUAAAUUGCAUAUAUUCGAGAGAAAAAAAGUACACUGCUUUGUUUCCGAUGUAGACAUUAUAAAGAUAUCUGUUAAAUGAAAUAAUCUAAGAAGCUAAUCUACCCCCUCCACCCAUCCCCAUUACUAAACCAAAGCCAAAAAAUCUAAGCAUUGUAAUAUCAUGCAACACAUAUAGACCUAAUGCAUAUGGAUUAGAGUCUAAAUUCUCAUCAGAAAUUAUAGCUCAUGGCCAGAUAGAUGUUAUUGACUGACUGUGAACUCAUCCUCUGCUCUCAUCUCACGUAUCUAGUUUGCCAUGGCGACUGUGGUGAUGGAGCAGAUUGGUCGCCUGUUCAUCAAUGCUCAACCGUUGCGUCAGAUUCCUCAGCUGCUCGAGUCGGCCUUCCCUUCUGCCUUCCCUACUCUGCCCUGCACCGUGAAGGCCCAUGACGUGCCCUGGGUGUUCCGUGAGCCUCACAUCAUUGGAGGCUACAGGCAGCCGGACCACAGCUGGCGCUACUACUUCCUCACCCUCUUCCAGAGGCACAACGAGGCACUCAACGUUUGGACCCACCUGCUGGCCGCCUUCAUCAUCCUGGUCAAGUGCCAGGAGCUGUCCGAGACAGUGGAUUUCCUCCGUGACCCCCACGCCCAGCCCCUGUUUAUCGUCCUCCUCUCAGCCUUCACCUACUUGUUGUUCAGUGCCCUGGCCCACCUGCUCAACGCCAAGUCCGAGCUCUCCCACUACACCUUCUACUUUCUGGACUAUGUGGGCGUGGCCAUCUACCAGUAUGGCAGCGCCCUUGCCCACUUUUACUACGCCAUCGAGGAGGGCUGGCACGCCCGGGUGCGAGGGAUCUUCCUGCCCACCGCAGCGUUCCUGGCCUGGUUCUCGUGCUUCGGCUGCUGCUACGGCAAGUAUGCCAGCCCGAGGCUGCCCAAGUUUGCCCACAAGCUGUUCCAGGUGGUUCCCUCAGGCCUGGCCUACUGCCUGGACAUCAGCCCAGUGCUGCACCGCAUCUUCAGCUGCCACCAGCAGGAGGGGGGCUGCUCCAACCAGGCCGUGGCUUACCACUGCUACCAGGUACUCUUUUUCCUGGUGAGCGCCUAUUUCUUUGCCUGUCCCCACCCAGAGUGCUGGCUGCCCGGGCGAUGUGACUUCAUUGGCCAGGGCCACCAGAUCUUCCACGUCUUCCUGGUGCUGUGCACCCUGGUGCAGAUCGAGGCAACACGCACAGACUACAUUGAGCGGAGGCCCCUCUACGGCAACCUGGCCCACGACACAGUGGCGCUCUUCGUCUUUACAGCAUGUUGCAGCGCUCUCACUGCCUUCUACGUGCGGAAACGUGUGCAGGCGCAAAUGCUUGAGAAAGUGGAGUAAGCUGUCAGGACAGGGAUAAAUUAGGAUAAGGGAGAAAGACUUUAAUCUGAUUUUCACUGGAAAGCUAAAAAGACAAGAGAUUAAACAAAUCAGACUGUUCAUUUUGUAAAAAGAUGACCUGCUGGGUUUUUUUUCAGUUAUUUUUUUGUGGCCUGCCAAAUGACAUUUUAAACUGGCAACAUAGACUUUGUCUUGCGAUGUUGACCUUCCAUGAAGACAGAGAAACCUGGUAUUUUCUGUCUGUCACAGCACAAGCAGUACCUGUAACACUUCAAAUGGGAAAAUGAAGGUUGGAAUUGAGACUUUUUUAUUGUGUUGAUUUUACUCUUAAUUUUCCACUCUCUACUGUGACAUCACAUUUCAUGGCCUAGCUAUCUACUGAAUAGUCAGAAUUACUUUUUGACUAUAUACAGUAUUUACUGACCAACUCGAAGCAUGACACAAACCAUCUCAAUAGAGGUAUGCAGGAAAGAAUGAAAAGUAUACACACAAGUGCAUAAUAAAUAAAUAAUUAUAAUAAUAAUUGAAUAAGAAGAAUUUCUCACCAGCUUUUAUUUCUUAAAAAUACAAUGUGAGUUUCAAAGUGAUUUGACUCCCAAAUCAAAUGUUAGUGCUUAACAAAGACCAGUAUUAUUAUUAUUUUUUAUUCCUUGGUCAUCCCAUGAUAUUCCAGUGAGCUGCAGUCAACACUGCCAAAUGACUCAUUCUCUGUGUUUUAUCUACCAUUUUCUCUGCCCAUUUUCUCCAAAGCUAUGCUUUCUAAGUGAUUGAGAGAUGCCUUUACGGGCUGUCAGAUAUAAUAGACUGGCAGUUAGACUUGGCUAGAGGCAUAGAGCACACAAUUUGCAAACCAAACCGAACAUUUCUCCUCUAAGAUACAUAAAUUGGCCAUUUUACUAACAUGCGGAUUGAUCAUGUCAAAGAACAAAGCUGGCACUCUUAGGAUAGUUGGCGUAAGAAAUGGAUGGAAUUAUGUGCCCAAGAUUACAAUGAUGUCUCUUUGUCGUUGUGAUAAUAUUCCUUUUGUAUUUAAAGGGCUGGAACUUCAGCAUUUGCUUUUUCACACCCGAUGAUGUCAAUGCCUUUGUGUGUAUUGUUCAGUCUUUUCAUGGACUUGACUUUACUCACAAAAGGUCUGUCUGAGUACUGAGGUGACUUACUGUUUGUAUAUUUGUAUAUGUAUGGUUGGGUAUGUAUGUGCGUUGAAGCGUGUCUCUUUGCGUGUAUAUAUGUUUGUGUGUGAAUCAGAUGUGAAUGUGUUUGAAAGCCUGUCUUUGCAUUGCUUUCUUAUAUUUGAGACCCUCCUCAAGAACAUUGUAGUCCUUUAACAUCCUCUCAAGUCCCUUAGGGUGACAUUUUAAGUCUGUCACACAGCAGCGAAAGGUGAACAAAUGACUCAUAAUAGAGCUGGAUUUAUUUUAAAACCUAUUUUUAUGAUGUCCAUGAAACUGUGGCAAUAAUAUGUUUAAAUCUAAAGUAAACAAUGCAUUUAUUACACAGGUAUUCAAAUCAGGACCUGGAGACAAUAAUUCCAAUACUCAAUUUGAAUGAAAUGCCAUUUCAAAUGUUAAUUUUAGAUGAAUAAGAUAAUGUUGCCCUAGUGUUCUGUUGUGAGAUGCCUCCUAAAAUUUAUGUCAUUUUAUAUGUGCUGAUCAGAUGGAGGUUUGAGGUGGCAUUGAACUUUACAGACCUGAGAGCACUGACGGGUAUGGGUUCUGCCAAUGUCACUGAUGUCUACAACAUAGCUUAGACUAAUAUCUAACAGGUGACGAAAAGGUUAAAUCAUGACUGACUUACAGGUAACUGCCAAAAGAAAGGAAACACUUAAUGGAAAUGAGGGAUACAAAGUAUAUUGAAAGCAGGUGCUUCCACACAGAUGUGAUCCUGAGUUAAUUAAGCAAUUAACAUCCCAUCAUGCUUAGGAUCAUGUAUGAAAAUGCCCAGUUGCCCAUUAUUUUGGCUACCAUGGCUAGAAGAAGAGAACUCAGUGACUAUGAAAGAGGGGUCUCAAAGGAGCAUAGGGGGUUUAAAGUGUGUGUGUGUGUCUCAGUCACCAGAUUCCAACCCAAUUGAACACUUAUGGGAGAUUCUGGAGUGGUGCCUGAAACAGCGUUUUCCACCACCAUCAACAAAACACCAAAUUAUGGAAUUUCUCAUGGAAGAAUGGUGUCGCAUCCCUCAUAUAGAGUUCCAGAUACUUGUAGAAUUUAAGCCAAGGAGCAUUGAUGCUGUUCUGGUGGCUCGUGCUGACCCAACGUCCAAUUAAGAAACUUUAUGUUGGCGUACCUUUAUUUUGGCAGUUACCUGAAUUUGAAUUGUUAUGGUUUCACUGAUAAAGUGGUUGCAAUGCUUCUACACCUUCUACACCUGCAUUGCUUGCUGUUUGGGGUUUUAAGGCUGGGUUUCUGUACAGCACUUUGUGACAUCAGCUGAUGUAAGAAGGGCUUUAUAAAUACAUUUGAUUGAUUGCAAUGACUACAAUACAAUGAUUGUGACCCCUAGUGUCCAAACUACCACUGUAAGCGUCAUUCCUAACACAAACCAACUCUGAGCCAUAUAACUGUUAACCUUGAUACUACUGACUCUCACUGUUCUGCACGGAACCUAAUUCUAACCACUGUAUCCAGUUCUACCCAGCAUUGCAGGUUACCGUUUUUUUGUCAGGAAUCUUGUUCUGGAGGCAGCUCUGCAGGGUGGUCAUUAGCUGGCACAGCCACAAAGUCAUUCAAUUAGAUUUGAACCUUAACCACACUGCAUACCCCAGAGGUGGCACCACAGGUACCAGAGUGGUGUGACAGAAAAAUAAUUCUGGGGCCCGUAGUUUUUCCUGAUCUGAUAACCUAACCAGUUAAAACUCAUUACUUUAUACAGUAUGAUGUGAUUAAUCUGUUGUAAAAAGGCUGAAUAUGGGCUAUGAUGGGACCAGAGUUGAAAACCAGGUCAACUGCAGCAACCUUAUAGUUGUUCAUAUUACUAGAAAGACUAGGGGGGUUUCCUAUAAACAGUCAUGGCCAAAAGUUUUGA
Oncorhynchus kisutch (coho salmon) is the source of this 5311-nucleotide messenger RNA. RefSeq names its product membrane progestin receptor alpha-like. Lineage: Eukaryota; Metazoa; Chordata; Actinopteri; Salmoniformes; Salmonidae. The record is from RefSeq and is a predicted model, not a curated record. Gene Ontology annotation, molecular function: steroid binding; nuclear steroid receptor activity. Gene Ontology annotation, cellular component: plasma membrane. Gene Ontology annotation, biological process: response to steroid hormone.